Molecule: messenger RNA, 760 nt
Organism: Aspergillus nidulans FGSC A4
Lineage: Eukaryota; Fungi; Ascomycota; Eurotiomycetes; Eurotiales; Aspergillaceae
Product: NuoB/complex I 20 kDa subunit family protein
Exons: 4
Coding region: 74-760 (228 amino acids)
Molecular function (GO): iron-sulfur cluster binding; NADH dehydrogenase (ubiquinone) activity; 4 iron, 4 sulfur cluster binding
Source: RefSeq, a predicted model, not a curated record
CAAACUCCAUAACUUCGACAACUACCCAACUCACUCAUCUUCUUCAAUUUCCUGAUAAUAAAGGAACCAGGACAUGUUUUCGCUAUCAGGUCGUGCGUUCGUACGCACUCUUCAUGUGCGCCCGAAUCGAGGCUCGUUUGCUCCUCAAUACCAGCGGGUGGAAUUGCUUUCGACGUCCGCUAUCAAGGCGGCAACGGCUCUUGAGCGACAAGGCAAUGCCGGGCAAUCGCUGACUGCGUCUGGCCAAGUGCGGAGAGAGGUACCUUUGCCGAGUCAGGAGAAGAAGGAGGGUGCAAUGCAAUAUGUCCUGACGACGCUUGACCAAGUGGCAAAUUGGGCACGGCAAAGUUCGCUGUGGCCUAUGACCUUUGGACUCGCAUGUUGUGCCGUCGAAAUGAUGCACCUGUCCACGCCCAGAUAUGAUCAAGAUCGCCUCGGAAUCAUUUUCAGAGCUUCACCGCGACAGUCGGAUGUCAUGAUUGUCGCUGGUACUUUGACGAAUAAGAUGGCUCCGGCUCUCCGACAGGUUUACGAUCAGAUGCCCGACCCCCGCUGGGUUAUUAGCAUGGGAAGUUGUGCAAACGGUGGUGGCUAUUACCACUACAGUUACUCGGUCGUCCGUGGUUGUGAUAGGAUUGUUCCUGUCGAUGUCUAUGUCCCCGGCUGUCCACCCACAUCCGAGGCAUUAAUGUACGGCAUAUUCCAACUUCAGAAGAAGAUGAGGCACACGAGGAUAACUCGCAUGUGGUACCGGCGUUGA